Closterium sp. NIES-65 is the source of this 720-nucleotide messenger RNA. The record is from the annotation of a GenBank genome assembly. Lineage: Eukaryota; Viridiplantae; Streptophyta; Zygnematophyceae; Desmidiales; Closteriaceae.
AUGGGUUCGGCCUGUGAGGCCUUCAUCAGCGCCCCUUCAUGUGCUUCGAUGCACUGUGGUGUUUCCUUGAGGCAGGUGCUACAGGCAGAAGAGGCGUCUGCAGUCAAGGAGAGAGAGAGUGGAAGUGAGAUUGAGCUUCAGGCAGAAGAGGCAUCCGCAGUUAAGGGGAGUGAGGGUGAUGGAGGGAGGCAGGAAGGUGCGGAAACAGCUACAGCUGACUUGUCACCAGCUCGCAAAAAUGUCACCACGGGGCACAGUGACGUGGCAUCUGCUGGGGUGGCAUCUGCUGAUGUGGCAACUGUUGACGUGGCGUCGCUGCAGCGCCAGCUGGCGGCGCUGGCCAGUCAGGUGCAGCAACUGCAGGGAUUGGUGGGUGCUGGUGGGGGAGGGGAUGGCGGGGGAGGGGAUGGCGGGGGAGGGGGAGGGGAGGGUAGUGAUAGAAGAAAGGGAGGGAAUGAUGGGGGAGGGAGCAAGAGAGGUGAAGGAGAGAGAGCGGUAGGAGGAGGAGAGGGAGAAGGGGGGGAAAGGAGGGAAAGCGGAGGCGGGAGAGGAGGGGGAGGAGGAAAGGCAGCAGGACUGGGAGGAGGAGAGCCAACACAGGCAUCUCAAGGGCAGGAAGGAGUGGGGGAGAGAGGAGUGCCGAAUCCUGCUUCUGCAGAUUUGAGACAAAUCAAAGGCCCUGGCGUGGUAACAACAGUGAAUAGUGAAGCAAGCAAGUAA